Messenger RNA from Belonocnema kinseyi, 1238 nucleotides. It is a transcript of the gene KFase, whose product is annotated as kynurenine formamidase. NCBI's taxonomy places the organism in Eukaryota, Metazoa, Arthropoda, Insecta, Hymenoptera, Cynipidae. Gene Ontology annotation, molecular function: hydrolase activity. The coding region runs from base 152 to 1051 and encodes 299 amino acids. The record is from RefSeq and is a predicted model, not a curated record. The transcript is spliced from 8 exons.
AUGAUGUGAAAUUUGGAUCUGACUGGAACAAGGUUUCACUUGAAAAAAAAAGAUCGAAAUAUCGAACUUUAUAAUACUUUCACUCGGUGAAGGUGGUACAUUCAAUCGUUUAAAAAUCAUUAUUCAAGUUUAAAAGUGCUUCCAAAAGACUAUGGCUGGAUCCGAACUGGAAAAAGCUUAUUUACCUAGUUGUUGGAGCAAACGAUGGGAUGCGGAGGAACUUUUGCAACAGUACUUAAGAAAAUGUGAAGAUAUUACAAAUAAGGCUCGAAGUUCCAUUAAUUGUGAACUAGAUAUUCCGUACAGCACUACUGAUCGUACAAAAUAUGAUAUUUAUGGGACAAAUCUACCAAAAGAUGCCCCAAUUUUUGUAUUUAUCCACGGUGGAUAUUGGCAAGAAUUUACAAAAGAUUUGUCGGCAUUCGCAGUCUCUACUUUUGUAUCUCAAGGAAUUAAAGUAAUCACAGGUGGUUACGAUUUAUGUCCAAAUGUUACACUGACUGAAAUAAUGUCGCAAACUAAAAUUCUCGUAGAGAAAAUUUUGAAAGAUGCAUAUUCCUCCGGCUCUCGAAGUGUUUGGAUCGCAGGCCACAGCGCAGGAGCGCAAAUGGCAGCAAGUCUUUUGCACGAUAAAAAUUGGCUUUCUGCAAUAACUCAAAAAGGUUACAAAAAAAUUCUUAAAGGAUUGAUUCUAAUUGGCGGAGUUUACGAUUUAAAACCCUUGCUGCUAACAAGUAUGAACGAAGCUUUAAAAUUAACUCCAGAAGAAAUAAAAUCAUUCAGCUUUGCCCCGAUUGAGCAGACUGACAAUUCGAAAAAAUCCGAAGAACCUAUACGAGAUAUAAAAGUCAUUCUUACAGUUGGAGAAUGCGAUUCUCCCGUCUUUAUAAAAGAAUCCAAAAGAUACGCACAGAGACUUCUUGAAUUUGUCGACAAUGUGGAAUUCGUCUUGCUUCGAAAUAAUACCGAUCACUUCGACAUAGUUGAAAAUCUUACACAGCCCGAUUUUCUACUAACGAAAUUAAUUCUCCAAAAUAUAAAAUCUCAAUGAGCGAAUAAAAUAAAAAAAUAAUUUUAGAAAGGAACGAAAUUUUAAUGCCUACAGGCCUCAUAGUCCCUAUGAGAUAAAAUAAGGGGAUCAAAGAGUACUUUUUGCCACGCUUAUGGUAUAUGAUUAGGAAAAUAUUUUUUAAAUAAAAAAAAAUUCAAUUAAUUUCUAUAAAAUUUGAAUGAAUUUA